AUGGCCGCUGCUGCAAUAUGGGAUGCUGAGUCCACUGUCGCACAGCUCGCUCUGUUCGGAACUCGGCCGGCUUUCACGCUGCUCGUGUUGACCUCAGCUGCGCUUUGGCGGAGAUAUGCAAGACUCUUGCGGGAGUUGGCUUGGCCACGAUCCAUCCUGCUGUUGGGCGGAAUUGAGUUCCGUGACCUUGGUGAUGAUCGAGCAGCAAACAUGUGCAAGCUCCUGAACCGCGGAGAGUGCAAAUGGCAGGAUUUGAAGCCUGUGCAAGGCAUAGCGCACCACUGGGCCUUCGGAGCCGUAGCAUAUGAUGAGUUUAUCUACGUGGUGGGAGGGCUUCAGGCUGUAGAUCCACCGCAUGGACAAGCUGAGUCCGUUUUCCACCCUGGUUUGGGCAGCUUCAACGUGAACACCGGUGAAUGGAAGCCACUGCCUCCAAUACCUGCUUUGGAGAGCAAACGCCACAUACCAGCCUUGCUGGGAGAUGAAAUCUAUGUGUUUUGCGAACUGGGUGAGCGCAUGUCGCGAGCAACCUUUUGUUACAACAUCAAGUCCCGCCAAUGGUCUGAAAAGGCCUCCAUGCCGGACGGAGGCUUCGAUGACCAGUGCUGCAGUACAACUGCGGCUGGCAGCUGGGAGGUUCUACAAGACCUGCCAACAUGCCGAUAUUAUUGCUUCCCACUGCUGGCAAUUGACGGCGAGCUCUUCGCGAUUGGUGGACACCUAGAAUCGCGCGAGAUUCAGCAGCUUGGGGAAAUUGAAAGCUACAACCCCAAGACUAGGCGCUGGACAUCGCGUCCACCUUUACCCAGUGGUCGGGAAGGUCACUGUGCUAUAGUCGUGGAUGGGAUGCUCUAUGUGGUUGGCGGAACAAUUGCAGAUGCAACGCGCUCAGCAGAUCCCGUGCAAGACGAUGCUAGGAAGGCCAGUGUUAUCGCAGCACAGGUCGAAAAGUUUGUGGCCAGCGUUUCCUCUGCGAAUGGAAGCACCUCGCUUCCGUGGUCUGUGUGCAUGCUUCAGAACGACCCUUUCACAAAAGAUGGUGUCAUCUGGCUUGAGCACUUCAGUGCUGUGGCUACCUACGCAGACCUGGAUCUGCCUGCCUAUAAUGUCAGCCCUUCGCAGGCGAACAUGGGACUCGAGUGGACCUCACUCUAUGUGGAGACCUUCCUCACAGUUUUGAAGCACGUUUCCAUCAUCGCUCUGCUUUGCCACUUCACGGCAUGCGCCUGGUAUGCCUUGGGUGACCUCUCGUCCGACGAGAUGACCUGGAUAGCCACGUACAGGGAGAAGCUGAACCUUCCGGAGGAAACUGGCUGGUCCUUCUUCUACGCCCUCUCCCUCCACUGGGCUCUCACCCAGUUCACGCCUGCGGCCAUGGAUGUUGUGGCAGUCAACACCCCGGAGCGACUGUUCUCGCUCUUUGCGACACUCUCCGGCCUCAUUAUGUUCAGCUUCUUCAUUGGCUCCAUCAACCAGUCUCUCGCACGCUUCAGCACGCUGACUGCGCAGGAGGUGAAAACAAGCCAGAUGGUGAGACGAUAUGUGACUGAGAAGCGAGUGUCGGUGGAGCUCUCGGCAGACAUCCUCCGCUGCAUCCGUCAGCGUGGUAUUGGCAGGGAGACCAGCAAAGUGGUCUUCGGCGACAUCCCUGCUCUGAAGCACUUGCCGGACAAGGUGCGGUCAGCGCUGAAGCAGGAGGUGGGGAUGCCGAUACUGGAAACCCACGGCAUGAUUCGACAUGCCGCAUUAAUCAACUAUGGCGAUGUGGCUCCGCUCUGUGCGAAUGCUCUUCAGGAGCUGAGUGUCGUCUACCGGGAGGAGCUUUUCCAAGCCGGUGCCAAAGGUGAGCUGAUGUACUUCGUCCGGGAUGGCAAGCUGGCUUACAGCUGGGAUGAGACCCCUCAUCUGGUCGAGGAUGUCCUGCCUGACAUGCGAGUUAGCGAAGCAGUGCUCUGGUUGAACUGGGAGUACCGCGGCCGCCUAGGCUGUGGUUCGCAGAGUGCGCACAUUUUUCAGCUUGAUGGCGAUGGCUUCCGGAAGGUGAUUGCCCGGAGCACCCACAUGGAUCUCUUCGCCCUCUAUGCUCGGCUCUUUGUGAAAAUGAUCUCCGACUGCUACAACUGCAUUGAGGAAGAAGCAACGGAUCUGUUCGGCGAUGAUGAGCAGGUCAGCAAGAUGUUACGUCUUUCCAGCUUACUGACUGCUGGGAAUGACUCGGUGGACAUUCGCGCCGUCUUCCUGGCCUGGAAGGGAGAGGCAGCAGCCGCACAGCUCCCUUUGCGGCAGGUUCGGCGGACGCUUCUAUGCGUUCCUCGCUUGGCGCGCGCGCUGUUCCGUUUCCGGCGCCAGUCUUCGCCAUCGUCGCACAGCGGCGGCGACGACGAUGUGUAG
Molecule: messenger RNA, 2391 nt
Organism: Symbiodinium necroappetens
Lineage: Eukaryota; Dinophyceae; Suessiales; Symbiodiniaceae
Source: the annotation of a GenBank genome assembly